This is a messenger RNA of Aspergillus terreus NIH2624, 630 nucleotides long. It is a transcript of the gene wos2, whose product is annotated as Hsp90 cochaperone SBA1. Gene Ontology annotation, molecular function: protein-folding chaperone binding; Hsp90 protein binding. Bases 1 to 630 code for a protein of 209 amino acids. NCBI's taxonomy places the organism in Eukaryota, Fungi, Ascomycota, Eurotiomycetes, Eurotiales, Aspergillaceae. Gene Ontology annotation, biological process: chaperone-mediated protein complex assembly; protein folding. The record is from RefSeq and is a predicted model, not a curated record. Gene Ontology annotation, cellular component: nucleus; cytosol. The transcript is spliced from 4 exons.
AUGCCUGACGUUCCUAAGCUCCACCCCGAAGUCACAUGGGCCCAGCGCUCCUCCUCCACGGAAGCGGAGCGCAACUACCUCUACGUGAACAUCAAGGCGCCCGAUGUCCCCAAGUCCGAGGCUAAGCUGAACAUCACGCCGACCACGGUCUCUUUCUCCGGACCCUCCAAGAAGGGCGUACAAUAUGACGUCGAGCUGGAGCUGUAUGCCGAGAUCGACCCUGAGAACUCCAAGGUGAACCACAGCGACCGUGAGGUUGAGCUGGUUCUGCGGAAGAAGGAGCUCAAGGAGGAGUACUGGCCCCGUCUGCUGAAGACGACUCAGAAGAUUCAUUUCCUGAAGACCGACUUCGACAAGUGGGUCGACGAAGACGAGCAGGAUGAGGCUGCUGAUGAUGACUACGCCAACAACUUCGGUGAUUUCGGAGGCCUUGGUGGUGACCAGGGUGGUCUUGGAAACAUUGACUUCUCUAAGUUGGGCGCCGGCCUUGAGGGCAUGGGUGGCAUGCCUGGUAUGGAUGCCGCUGGUGCUGCUGGCGACGACGAAGGGGAGGAUGAGAUGCCUGAGCUGGAAGAGGCCGACGACAAGGCUGAGGGGUCAGCCAAGUCCAAGAUCCAGGAGGUUUCCUAA